Messenger RNA from Plodia interpunctella (Indianmeal moth), 1712 nucleotides. RefSeq lists its product as uncharacterized. The record is from RefSeq and is a predicted model, not a curated record. The transcript is spliced from 3 exons. NCBI's taxonomy places the organism in Eukaryota, Metazoa, Arthropoda, Insecta, Lepidoptera, Pyralidae. Bases 211 to 1428 code for a protein of 405 amino acids.
AUUCGCCUUCCGAGAUUUAUUUUUAUUUACCUUGUAGUACCCUUAGUACGACCACCCAUUCCGCACGCAUCUUUUAGCGUAGUAGGUUAAAAAAUAAAAUAAAAGUGAGGGUACCUCCACUACCACGCUAUCGGCCGGUCAGCCGACCAAGCUCAUUCCUUUGUGCGCACGCGCCACGACCGCACGCGUUCUAUAAAUAUAAAUAAUAAAAUGUCUAAACGCACUCAUGACGAAUCCAAAGAAGAACGUUGGCAGAGGAAAUUUAAAAAAUAUGAAGAAAAGUUAAAAAAAAGGAGAAGAAUUGUGCUUGAUAAUAUUGAGGAACAAAUAAUAGGUUAUAGAAUUUUUUGCUUAUGCGUCAAAAAAUCCUUCUUAUACUGGCCUGCGUUAAACGUUAUGGUUUUUUAUUCAGGUCCUCAAGAACCAGAAGAACGAUUUACUGCUUACUACGAUAUGCCAAUAUAUGACUAUACGUCCGUUGCUUCGCCUACCGUGCCGGACGAGCCUGAGCCUUCCACUGAACCUGCUGAGCUCGCGGUCACCGCAGAGUCAUCCGCUCCAGCAGCAACUGGGGAAAGUAUAUCCAAUGAGGGUAUGUCCGUUCCAAACUUAAAUUUGGAUCCGCAACUUCUCGAAGUUCUUGGGGCUUUCGAAGAAGAAAAGACAGACUGGGGCGAACCGAUCGUAGAUCAAAUCGCAAUACGUCUUAAACCACUCUUGCUUAAUGGGCUCAAAAAAGAAGAAAAGGAAAAUCUUCUGAAGAAAUUUCCUUUUCCUAAAAAUUUUACUUUAACUAAAGCUCCCACUCUAAAUGCGGAGGUAAAUACCAUGCUUAGCGAAACAAAUCGGAAUCGCGAUAAACGGUUAUAUAACAAACAAAAUCAGCUAGGAUCAGCUCUGAGCGGAUUGACAAAAGCAACAUCUCUACUUUUGUGCAAAGAGCCCAAAAUUCCCGAAAUUUUAUCUAUUUUAUCUGACACAAGUAAAAUUUUAGCAGAUUCUCAUUAUCUUGAAACUGAUACCAGAAAGUCUCUUGUUAUGCCACUGAUAGAUAAAGAACUUGUUGAUACUUUUAAAGAUCGCAAAAGGGAUGAAUUUCUGUUUGGUGAUAAGAUCGGAGAGUUAGUUAAAAACUCCCGUGGCAUUCGUAAGACGGGUCAACUCAUUAAAGCACCGGCAGCUAAUAAUUUAAACUCCAAAGGACCUUCGUCUCGCUAUCGUCAACUUCAGUCACAAAAGUAUGUGACUCGAGGCGGAGGUUACCAACGACCAUACCGCCGGCGAACCGCUCCAUCCCAACCGUCGUCAGCGGUAUCGCGUCGGCAGCAGACAGCGCCCCGCCGUCAGCCAGCUGCGACCACGCUCCAACACAGCGCACAGCAGCCGGCCACAACGGUGACCGAACGGACAACGGGAGCGACUCACUAGCCUCCAUGCCGUCAUCCCAGGAAAAUACACCCGUUGCACCAUCAUCUUUCAUUGGCAGCGAGCGUUGUAUGCGGCAAGCCUUCCUUAAACAAGACAUACCAACCGCCGCUAUAGAUAUUAUGAUGUCAUCACUUUCGAAUAGUACUAAAGCUCAGUAUUCUUGUAGUUUAAGUAAAUGGUGGGAUUACUGUACAGAAAAUAAUGUUGAUUUCUAUAACGUAAAGGUAAAUACACUAUUAGAUUUCCUCACCAAAUAUUUUCAUUCUGGUGCAUCUUACGGUACG